Messenger RNA from Scutellospora calospora, 978 nucleotides. NCBI's taxonomy places the organism in Eukaryota, Fungi, Glomeromycota, Glomeromycetes, Diversisporales, Gigasporaceae. The record is from the annotation of a GenBank genome assembly.
AUGUUCAUUUCCAAAGACAAUAAUCUUAAAGAUCUCGGAGAAACAAUUAUUUCUGUAAAUGACAUCGUAAAAUACUCUCUAGAAAAUAAAUGCGAUGUUAAUACCAUUUUCAUUAAUCCAAAAAUUAAAUAUAUACCAACUCUCUCUGUUCAAGAGCUUGUAGAAACUUCGGUUGAAAAUAAUCGUAGAAAAAAUGCAAAUAAAACAUGUAAUGCUUUCUUUAUUUUUAGAACAGAGUUUUCAAAUGAAGCCAAAAAACUCGGAUUUAAUUCUGGUCAAAUUUCUGUUCAUGCAAGUAUUUGUUGGAAAAGGUUUCCUGAUCAUAUUAAAGAUAUUUAUAGAAAUUUGUCAAAAGAAGUUAAUGUAGCAUUUAAACAACGAGUUCCUGUCGGAUUUAUUGACGUUCAAAAAACAAAAAAAAGACGACGAAAUAGGGAUAUAGUAUCACGCGAAUUGACUUCAUCUCAUAAUUUGAUAGAUGGAAAUAAUCAACAAGAACAUUCCAUGAAUUUAAUAGAUUCAAUGGAUUCCAUGGAUUCCGUGGAUUCCACGAAUUCUAAGCUUACAAAUUUACACCUUGCAUCGAAUGACUCUUAUUACCAAGAAUUAAAAUUGACAUGUGAAGCUAUUAUUAAUUCAAUUCCCAACUUUCAUAAUGUUCAACAAUCCAACAAUGCUAUCAUAGAUUCAAUCUUUAGUUCAAUCACUGACUUUGAUAAUAUGCAACUAUCCACGGAUAUAACAUCAAAAUCCAAUCAAUUUGACCACAGCGAAAUUGAAGAGUUCGUUCGUUUGGGGAUGAGAGUUCAGUCAAGAUGGGAAGAGGAUUUGGGGAGUAUUACUCAAAUUGUUAGAGAAGUAUUAGAAGAUGAGAUCGUGAAAGAGUCAACGAACUUGAAAACAGUAGUUCGAGAAGGUGGAUUUGAUUUCGGGGGGUUUAAGAAAGAAGAAUAUGAAUCAGCUGAAAUCGGAACAUGA